Messenger RNA from Cryptomeria japonica (Japanese cedar), 864 nucleotides. Its product is annotated as thaumatin-like protein. The record is from RefSeq and is a predicted model, not a curated record. Gene Ontology annotation, cellular component: extracellular region. Lineage: Eukaryota; Viridiplantae; Streptophyta; Pinopsida; Cupressales; Cupressaceae. The transcript has 2 exons. The coding region runs from base 51 to 734 and encodes 227 amino acids. Gene Ontology annotation, biological process: defense response.
GUAGUCGAAAAGCUUUGCAUAGAAUAUUGUAGUUGAAAAGCUUGAAAGAAAUGGCGAGCCCAUUGAGAUUGUAUCUGUGUCUCUGCAUCUCCCUAACAAUGACAUCUCUCUGUGCUGCAGAUACUGUAACGCUGGAGAACAAAUGCUCGUUCCCCGUGUGGCCAGGCAUAUUUUCAUGGAACACACGUGGCUACGACGUACCUGAGGGGUUUAAGCCCCUGCUAAAUGCAAGCGAGUCAUACUCCAUGGCCUUUCCUCAUGAAUGGCAGGGAUCGAUUUGGGGAAGGUUUGGAUGUUCCUUCGAUUCAUCAGAGCGAGGAUCUUGUCUUUCGGGUGAUUGCGAAGGACAUCUACGGUGUGAGAGUGCUGGCCCAAUGGAGCCAAAUAUUUCAACGCCAGUUACACAGGUCUCGCUAGAUGGUGGGCCAAAUGGUGGGUUGUAUUCUAUUGAGUUGGAGAAGGGUUAUAACCUCCCAAUGUCAAUUAAGACCUGUGAAUCUCAGGAAUGCACUCCACCUCUUGCUGACAUUUGCCCCACAAAUUCACAGGUGAAGGUCAAUAAUGAGGUGGUCGCGUGUAAAGGUGAGUGCGAUUCAUAUCUCUCGAAAUGCACUCCGCCUGAGUUCGAUGCCGCUUUCAGGAAAGCCUGCCCAAAUGUUGAUCCUUUUGGCCGAGAAGUAAUAUAUUGCCCAAAUCCAUCUAAUCUCACCAUUACUUUCUGUCCUCCACAGUGACCUAAUUUUCACGCUUCUCGCUUCUGUUUUUUUUCUUUAUGAUGUAUGAAAAAUACAUCAUCCAGUUAGAUUGUCCUUUACAUAUAAUAAAUGAAAAUCAGAAUAAAAUAAUUUCUUUUUCUAGUUUCUC